GUUUAUUGUUUAAUCUCUAAUUAUGCCUGAAGAAACUCCGUCGACUUCGUCUGCUUCGACCGCCAAGGAAUCGGCGGCCGAAGGCAAAAAGAAGAAUCUCCCAUGGAUUGAAAAAUAUCGCCCACAGAAGUUCGAAGAGAUUGUCGGCAAUGAAGAAACGGUGGCACGAUUGGGAAUAUUUGCCACCCAGGGCAACGCACCGAACAUCAUCAUAGCGGGCCCUCCCGGUGUGGGUAAAACUACGACGAUUCUCUGUCUGGCACGUAUCCUUCUCGGUGCCAACUUUCGCGAGGCGGUGCUGGAGCUGAAUGCUUCGAACGAGCGGGGCAUCGAUGUGGUGCGUAAUAAGAUCAAAAUGUUUGCCCAGCAAAAGGUAACGCUGCCACGCGGACGGCACAAGAUCGUGAUUCUCGAUGAGGCGGACAGCAUGACCGAGGGCGCCCAACAGGCACUCCGGCGCACGAUGGAAAUCUACAGCAACACAACGCGGUUCGCACUUGCUUGCAACACGAGCGAGAAGAUUAUCGAGCCGAUUCAAUCGCGCUGCGCAAUGCUGCGCUUCUCGAAGCUUUCCGAUGCACAAGUAUUGGCCAAAGUGGUAGAGGUGUGCCAGCGAGAGGUGCUCACUUACGACGAAGAUGGGUUGGAAGCGAUCGUGUUUACGGCACAGGGCGACAUGCGGCAGGCUCUCAAUAACUUGCAGUCCACUGCCAACGGGUUUGGUCACAUCAAUGGGGCGAACGUGUUUAAAGUGUGCGACGAACCGCAUCCGCUGCUGGUGCAGGACAUGCUGCAGCACUGCGUUAAGGGAGACAUACAUAAGGCGUACAAGAUCAUGAGCAAGCUGUGGCGCCUCGGGUACGCGGCGGAAGACAUUAUAGGCAACGUGUUCCGGGUCUGUCGCCGGAUGGACAUGAAUGAGAAGCUGAAGCUGUAUUUUAUACGUGAGAUCGGUGAAACGCACAUGAAAAUUGUCGAUGGCCUAAACUCGCUGCUGCAGAUGACAAGUCUGCUGGCUCGCAUGUGCGAAGCCUCGUUCGAGCAUCAAUAA
Molecule: messenger RNA, 1051 nt
Organism: Anopheles cruzii
Lineage: Eukaryota; Metazoa; Arthropoda; Insecta; Diptera; Culicidae
Gene: RfC4
Product: replication factor C subunit 2
Exons: 3
Coding region: 23-1051 (342 amino acids)
Biological process (GO): DNA repair; DNA-templated DNA replication
Cellular component (GO): nucleus; DNA replication factor C complex
Molecular function (GO): ATP hydrolysis activity; DNA clamp loader activity; ATP binding
Source: RefSeq, a predicted model, not a curated record